GAAAGGUUUCUUAAAAUGAAGAGUGAAAAUGGUGAAGUGGUGACUGGUGAGGACCGAAGAAAUUUCCCGUAAAAACGCCCGCGAGAUUGACUCGUCCAGAAAACAAAAGAAUUAUUCAACUCAUCGUCAUCACCAGCUCCAUUUCACUUGGCAGGAAGACUUGGAUCUGAGCUCACUUAAGCUGCUUCUCCAUUGGAGCUCAAGCUUAGCAAGAAUUUCUUGGAACCAAGUUAUUAACCAAUGGCGAAAUCAAGACAACGAUAUUCAGUUCAGGAUCCAUCUCAAUCACCAACUGGUACUAGAACAAGGGAGGAUGACCAGUCAAGAUGGACCGAGUACUUGGGGCCAGAUAUGAGUUCUCCAGUUGCAGCUCGGAGUACUAGGAAUACUGCCCAUGAUGGCCAGAACCCCAGUUCAGUUGGGUCCCAUAAGGGUUUGAAUGUUCAGUGGGUGUACCAGCUUAUUGAAGUUGCAGAUGGUCUUAUGGCUAAAAUAUAUAGGUUGAACCAAAUCUUAGACUAUCCCGAUCCAAUUGCUCAUGUAUUUUCUGAAGCAUUUUGGAAAGCAGGAGUUUUACCCAACCACCCAAGGAUUUGCAUAUUGCUCUCAAAAAAAUUUCCUGAGCAUUUUAGCAAAUUACAACUUGAACGUGUUGAUAAAAUUGCUCUAGACGCUAUCAAUGAUAGUGCAGAACUUCAUAUGCAAAGUCUGGAACCAUGGGUUCAGCUGCUUCUUGAUUUGAUGGCAUUUCGAGAACAGGCUCUGCGACUUAUACUGGACAUUAGUAGUACAGUUAUAACUUUAUUGCCCCAUCAAAAUUCAGUCAUCCUGCAUGCUUUUAUGGAUCUCUUUUGUUCCUUCAUCCGUGUUAACUUGUUUGCGCAUAAGUUGCCAAGGAAAAUGAUGCUUCAGAUUUAUAACCUCCUGCACGCCAUGACAAGAAAUGAUCGAGACUGUGAUUUUUAUCAUCGGCUGGUUCAAUUCAUUGACUCAUAUGAUCCACCUUUGAAAGGACUACAAGAAGAUCUAAAUUUUGUCAGCCCCCGUAUUGGAGAGGUCUUAGAGGCAGUGGGUCCUAUUAUUUUUCUGUCAACAGAUACAAGGAAACUUAGAAAUGAAGGAUUUUUAAGUCCAUAUCACCCUCGAUAUCCAGACAUACUUACAAAUUCUGCUCAUCCAAUGAGAGCACAAGAUCUUGCAAAUGUCACUUCCUAUCGGGAGUGGGUAUUGUUUGGGUAUCUUGUUUGUCCUGAUGAGCUGCUUCGUGUAACCAGCAUUGACAUUGCUCUGGUCGUACUGAAGGAAAACUUAAUUCUUUCAUUAUUUCGAGAUGAGUUCAUACAUCUACAUGAGGAUUAUCAAUUAUAUGUUUUACCAAGAGUAUUAGAAUCAAAGAAGAUGGCCAAAUCUGGGCGUACAAAGCAGAAAGAAGCCGAUCUGGAGUAUAGUGUUGCCAAGCAGGUUGAAAAAAUGAUCAGUGAGAUCCAGGAACAAGCAAUGGUGUCUUGUGAUGCCAUACAUCAUGAGAGGAGAAUAUUUCUCAAGCAAGAGAUUGGAAGAAUGGUGAUAUUCUUCACUGAUCAACCAAGUUUAUUAGCCCCUAAUAUUCAGAUGGUGUUUUCUGCGCUGGCUUUAGCACAAUCUGAAGUGACCUGGUAUUUUCAACAUGUGGGAAUUGCAUCCUCAAAAUCCAAAGCUGCCAGGAUUAUACCAGUAGACAUAGAUCCUAGCGAUCCAACUAUUGGAUUCCUUAUAGAUGGAAUGGAUCGCCUGUGUUGUUUAGUGCGCAAGUACAUUGCAGAAUCCGGUUUUUGUUGGGUACUCCUGGAAUGGUGGCUCUCGACUUAGAUGCCAGUUUAAAGGGGCUUCUUCAGCAAAUUGUUCUUCACCUUGAAGGCAUACCUAAGCCACAGGGCGAAAACAUAUCUACACUCACAUGUGAUCUCUCAGACUUACGAAAGGAUUGGCUGUCAGUAUUGAUGAUUGUCACAUCUUCCCGGUCUUCUAUUAACAUUAGACACUUGGAGAAGGCAACUGUCUCCACUGGGAAAGAGGGCUUAUUAUCAGAAGGAAAUGCUGCAUAUAACUGGUCCAGAUGUGUUGACGAGCUAGAAUCCCAAUUAUCAAAGCACGGAAGUCUUAAAAAGCUUUAUUUCUACCACCAGCACCUUGCAACAGUCUUCAGAAAUACAAUGUUUGGACCUGAAGGGCGACCUCAACAUUGCUGUGCAUGGCUUGGCAUUGCUAGUAGUUUUCCCGAGUGUGCUUCUCCAAUUGUCCCAGAGGAGGUCACCAGAAUCGGCAGGGACGCUGUGCUCUAUGUAGAAUCUCUCAUUGAAUCUAUUAUGGGUGGUUUGGAGGGGUUAAUUAACAUCCUUGAUUCUGAAGGAGGAUUUGGUGCCUUAGAGAUUCAGCUUCUGCCGGAGCAAGUAGCUUCAUUUCUAAAUUAUGCCUCGAGAGCUUCAAUUCCUUUAAAUAAAUCUCCAAAAGGAGCAGCUGGCUUUCCCUUACCUGGCUAUGAAAGCUAUCCUGAAAAUAAUGGUUCAAUCAAAAUGCUUGAAGCUGCAAUGCAAAGGUUGACCAAUCUAUGUUCUGUUCUGAAUGAUAUGGAGCCUAUAUGUGUUCUAAAUCACGUUUUUGUGCUGAGGGAGUAUAUGAGAGAGUGCAUCCUUGGCAACUUCAGGAGGAGGUUACUUGUUGUAAKAAAAACCGAGAAUGAUCUUCAGCGACCUUCUGUUUUAGAAUCUCUGAUUCGUCGGCAUAUCAGCAUUGUCCAUCUUGCAGAGCAGCAUAUUAGCAUGGACCUUACCCAGGGAAUACGAGAAGUUUUGCUUGCGGAGGCAUGCUCAGGUCCAGUUUCAUCUCUGCACUUAUUUGAGAAGCCAGCAGAGCAACAGACAGGGUCAGCAGCUGAAGCUGUCUGUAACUGGUACAUUGAAAAUAUAAUCAAGGAUACUUCAGGUGCUGGAAUUCUAUUUGCACCAGUUCACAAAUGCUUCAAGAGUACAAGGCCUGUGGGUGGAUAUUUUGCUGACUCUGUCACAGAUGCCAGGGAACUACAGGCCUUUGUUCGCAUAUUUGGUGGUUAUGGAGUGGAUAAGCUAGAGCGUAUGCUAAAAGAACAUACAGCUGCACUUUUAAACUGCAUUGACACAUCGUUGAGGUCUAACCAUGAGGUGCUAGAGUCGGUUGCCAGCAGUCUUCAUUCUGGUGACCGAGUUGAAAGAGAUGCAUCUAUCAAACAAAUUGUUGAUAUGGAGACAGUAGUUGGAUUUUGUAUUCAAGCAGGUCUAGCUCUGGCUUUUGAUAAGAACUUAGCUGAAGCAGCUGGAAUCGUUCUCGAAGAUAGUGCAUCCUUGAUUUAUUCAUUAUUAGCUGGGUUUGUUAAACAUAUACCCGAUGCUUUACCUGAAAGGAAGGAUAUUAGGAGGAUGAGAGAAGUGGCUAACAGUGUUGCAGUAAUCUCUGAUCAUGAUUCACAGUGGAUAAGAUCUAUUUUGGAAGAUGUGGGGGGUGCGAAUGAUGGUUCGUGGGCUUUGUUACCAUAUUUAUUUGCCUCCUUUAUGACUUCUAACAUUUGGAACUUAACCGCCUUCAAUGUUGAUACGGGAGGCUUCAACAGUAAUAUCCAUUGCCUGGCAAGGUGCAUCACUGCAGUGAUUGCUGGAAGUGAGUAUGUGAGAUUGGAUCGUGAACAUGAGCAGAGACAGACCUUUCAAAAUGGUCAUGUUGGUGGAACAUUGAAUUCUGAGGCCGACAGUAUUACAUCCGUUGAAGCAAGUAUAAAGUCUACAAUGCAGCUCUUCGUAAAACUUGCCGCUGGGAUCAUUUUAGAUUCAUGGAGUGAAACAAACAGAUCUCAUCUUGUAGCCCAACUCAUCUUUCUUGAUCAACUAUGUGAGGUCUCACCUUACCUUCCAAGAAGCUCUUUGGAGCCGUAUGUUCCUUAUGCCAUUCUACGUUCAAUAUAUAGCCAGUACUAUGCCAAUUCUCCAGGGCCAUUGGCACUCCUCAGUCCAUCCCCACGCCAUUCCCCUGCAGUAUCUCAUGCAUCCCCUGCACCACGACAGCCUCGUGGUGAUGCUACUCCUCAGUAUGGCAGUAGUGAUUUGAGUUACUUCAAAGGAUCAAUGAAUCCUAUCUAUGAUCAUGAUAGCGGUAGCUCGAGAAGCAUCGAAACUAAACACCGGAAUGCCCAUCGAUCGGGCCCUUUGGAUUAUAGUUCUAGCCGCAAAGUGAAAUUUGUCGAGGGUUCAACUUCAGGCAGCUCUGGUCCUAGCCCCCUUCCUAGGUUUGCUGUCUCAAGGUCUGGACCGCUAGCAUACAAGUAAAACUGCCUUAGCCAAAUAGUAAUAUACAUAAGUUAUCCAUUUUUCCUUU
Momordica charantia (bitter melon) is the source of this 4380-nucleotide messenger RNA. NCBI's taxonomy places the organism in Eukaryota, Viridiplantae, Streptophyta, Magnoliopsida, Cucurbitales, Cucurbitaceae. The record is from RefSeq and is a predicted model, not a curated record.